AUGCCAGCACCGGUGAAAAUCAGAAGCUCACAGGGCUGCUGGACCUGCCGUUUAAGAAGAAAGAAGUGCGAUGAGCGUAAACCCGUCUGCUCCACAUGCGGUGUUCUGGAGAUCACAUGCCACUUCAGUGAUAAGAAGCCUGAAUGGAUGGACGGCGGCGAUCGUGAAAAGCAGAUGGCUGAUCGUCUUAAGGCCAUGGUCAAGGUCAAAGCUAACGAGCGCCGGGAGAGGAAAUGGGCAAUCGGCAUUCUUACUGACAAUGAUGAGACAGCCCAAGGUGUUUCCGACGAUAACGACGCUGCGUUAGCAGUCAGUAUGGAAAAUACCAUGACCUUGGACUCAAGCACGGAGCACGAGUCCGCUGAUACCAGCGGUGGCUCAGUGUAUACGCCCACAACUAGCAUUAGCAAGGAAUCACCCAGUCCAGGUGGUUUGCCUACAGAGAGCCAGCCAACGUUGACCGGUCUGCAGCCCUUCCAGCCAGCUUCUGCACAGAUGGCAAAUGCCACUCAUCAAGGCGUUCGUAUGACCCCGUAUCAUACAGCAAGCUUCCCCGACCCGGAAUCAGAACGGGAACUGAACUUUUCCAUGGUGUAUCUGGACUACGUGUUUCCAUACACAUCACCGUUCUACCGCCCACCAUUGCUUGAAGGUGGACGAGGUUGGCUCCUAGUCGUGCUCCUGAGAAACAAACCACUGUAUCACACGGCUCUAUCUGUGGCAUCCUACUUCUUCGCGGUCAUGUUAGGGUCUUCCCUCGACGGCCAUGAAGAGUGCAAGACGCAUAAUUGGGAUGAGCUCCAGAAGCACCAGGAGCUCUCGAUCAAAGCACUUCAAGGCAGUAUGGAGUGCUUGACUUCUCGUGGCGUGCAGUUUUGCUUCCGUCAAAGUAUGCAGUGCUUGGAAGGAGUCGCCCAGCUGUUGUCGUUCGAGACUCUGAUCGGAAACACGAGCAAUAGCCAGACGCACCUGAACGCAGCUUUAUUUCUAUUUGAGCAAAUCAUUGAACACCACGCAACUAACGAUAUCAAGCCCUGGUGGUCUGUCCUGGCUCGAAUAGAACCUAGGGUUAUGGAGGUUCAGUUUCCCACAGGCGGACGUCCAUGGGCUAGCGAACAAGCAUCUUUUCGCUUUCUCACGGUCAAUUUGUUAUGGUCGGAUGUCAUUGCAUCAACAGCCCUAGCCCAAGCUCCACGGCUUCAAAAAUUCCACCCUGAGCUUAUUGAUGGCCCAACCCCUGAACUUCCUAUCCAAGACUUCCUUGGAUGUCAUAAUUGGGUGAUCUUGACCAUUGGCGAGAUUGCAGGCCUUGAUGCAUGGAAGAAAGAAAUGCGAAAUGCCGGCGUUUUAUCCAUGGUUGAGCUCGUAACGCGGGCAACGUGCAUUGAGAGGAGACUACGAGCUGGUAUCGAGGAAUUGGACAAAGUGCCGAUGCAUACGAUGUUCGACCCUUCCGCUCGUGCGCCUGAUCAGCCUUUCUAUGACUUCGGCUUAGAGGUGGUCACGGAAGUCGGCCAACAACACUCAACCCCAUCGAAAGCGUUUCACACCAAGAUAUGGGCAAAGGCAGCUCUCACUUAUCUUGCUGUAGUAGUCUCUGGGUUUCAACCAGCUUUGCCUGACAUCCAAAACAACGUCUCGGCUACCAUAGAUCUUUUCCGCAAUAUGGCGAGCCCUCUUUGUUUGCGUACGUUUGUGUGGCCGUUUGCGGUGACAGGUUGUCUGUGUUUGUCGAAUCAAGAAGAGAUUUUCCGGGACCUGGUAAGCAACAUGGGCGCAAUGCAUGAGUUUGGAACGUUGAGAGAAGCUCUGAAAAUCAUGAGCGCCGUGUGGGAACACCGAACCUGCCUUGAUGCAGACACGUGGGACAUUGCUUCCUGUUUAAGCGUGCUAGGCCAUACGUCGCUGUUGAUCUAG
Neoarthrinium moseri is the source of this 1917-nucleotide messenger RNA. RefSeq lists its product as uncharacterized. Gene Ontology annotation, biological process: positive regulation of transcription by RNA polymerase II. The coding region runs from base 1 to 1917 and encodes 638 amino acids. The record is from RefSeq and is a predicted model, not a curated record. Gene Ontology annotation, cellular component: nucleus. Gene Ontology annotation, molecular function: DNA-binding transcription factor activity, RNA polymerase II-specific; transcription cis-regulatory region binding; zinc ion binding. Lineage: Eukaryota; Fungi; Ascomycota; Sordariomycetes; Amphisphaeriales; Apiosporaceae. The transcript is spliced from 2 exons.